CCCAGCGGACUGCGCUCCCGGCAGAUCUGGUUUGAGCUUCUGGGCUUGGGCGGAGAAGCUGUAGCUUCCGUCCUAGGAUGUGAGAGCCAUUUGUUUCCGAAAGGGGUUCAUAUCCUCGGAAAGCUGAGCCAUCCCAUCUAGCAGCUUUCCCCAAACGGGGCGCAGGCCGUGGUCAUCUCUCUAGCAAGCUCCGAAGAUCUAGCCACGCUGCCCCGCACAGCUCCAGAAAGUCAGUUUCCCCAAGCCCACUGAGAUUACUGACUGUCCUUUCGGUCCCGGCAUCUGAAAGCAGGAGGUGCGCCAGGCGUGCGGGAUAGAGCAGUGGAGAACACCCCAGCCGGACCUCUUGUCUCCCGCCCAGACCCAGACUCAGCGCCGCACAUUCUCCUGGAGGGGGGAGCGGCGCAGUCACGCGCACAACCAACUUGCGCUCACUCGCGCGCAAGGCUCGCGCUCUCCGCCCCACACACCUGAGCUCCGCCCCUUGGUCCUGAGCCGGCGAAAGCAUUUGGGAGGCCAAGGCGCUGCGGAAGCGCCCAUCUCCUUCCUUUCCCAGGGCCGGAGUUCUCUGAAACCUGCUGCUGCUACCAACCAGCCCGCAUACCUCUCCAUCCUUCCCUCCCCCCGCGGGCCGCGGCACCCGUAUCCGCAGCCACAGCCCGGAGCCGGUGAGGCGGCGAAGGGGGGAGGGGUAGGAAUCAAGGGAUGAGCGCCGGGAGGGCGUCCAGGGCCCUGAGCCGGACUAGGACACCCCUGGAGCCGGAACCCGAGGAGAAGCCGGAACCAGGACCAAAUCACCGGUACCGGGUGGACCAGGUGGUCAGGGUGGGGGGGACAUAAAGACCGGGGACGUAGGAGAGUACAGAGAGGGGAGGGGGCUGCAGAGGCCUCGCUCAGACCAUCGCAGAGAAGGUGCAGACGCUGACUCAGGCGCGAUUUCUGAUCCUGCCGCCUAAGAAUUCCGUCCUAUCUCGCGCUGCAGUGUCCUUGGAAGGGACGGAAGCGCGGACAAGCUGGAAAGGGGAACGCUCUGGGCGUCGGGGAAGCAGGACCAGGGCCGUGGAGGAGGGCUUUAGCAGUGGCCGUCUGACUUCCUGCCCCAGGCAGUAUUGCCGAAGCAGCACCCCAGGCCCGGACAGCUCCCUUGUUGGGUAGGGAGUGGGGCUGGAUAUCUGAAAUGUACUUAUUUCCGAUCCUGAGGGUGGCAUUCCUAUCCCUCCUCCACCCCAGCUGCAGCCCCCUAAACCCAGGAGGCGCCCUGGCCCGCGCUCGACCUCCAGAGCCUCAUGUCGGAACCACAGCCUGACUUGGAACCGCCCCAACAUGGGCUGUACAUGCUCUUCCUGCUUGUGCUGGUCUUCUUCCUUAUGGGCCUCGUUGGCUUCAUGAUCUGCCACGUGCUCAAAAAGAAGGGCUACCGCUGCCGAACGUCCAGGGGCUCAGAGCCUGACGAUGCCCAGCUUCAGGCCCCUGAGGACGAUGACAUGAAUGAAGACACAGUAGAGAGAAUAGUUCGCUGCAUCAUCCAAAAUGAAGCUAAUGCUGAGGCCUUGAAAGAGAUGCUGGGGGACAGUGAAGGAGAAGGGACAGUGCAGCUGUCCAGCAUGGAUGCCACCUCCAGCCUGCAGGAUGGAGCCCCCUCCCAUCAUCACACAGUGCACCUGGGCUCUGCAGCACCUUGCAUCCAUUGCAGCCGCAACAAGAGGCCCCCACUUGUCCGUCAGGGCCGCUCCAAGGAAGGAAAAAGCCGCCCCCGGACUGGGGAGACCACUGUGUUCUCUGUGGGCAGGUUCCGGGUGACACAUAUUGAGAAGCGCUAUGGGCUCCAUGAACAUCGUGAUGGCUCCCCCACAGACAGGAGCUGGGGCUCUGGUGGGGGGCCAGACCCAGGGGGUGGCCAGGGUUCUGGGGGAGGACAGCCCAGAGCAGGGAUACCUGCCAUGGAGAGGCUGCCCCCUGAGAGACCACAGCCCCCAGCCCUAGCCAGCUUCCCAGUGCAGAAUGGAGGACUCAGGGACAGCAGCCUCGUCCCUUGUGCACUUGAGGGGAAGCCUGGAGCCUCUACAGAGCCAACACCGAGGGCUGGAGGGAGAAGCCCAAGCCCUGGGCUGCGCACUCAAGAGGUAAAUGGACAGCCAAGCAAACCAGACACCUCAGAUCACCAGGUGUCUCCACCACGGGGAGCAAAGGGUACGUGAGUCUUAUUCUUCAUUGCGCUGAUGGACUACCAGCUGGCAGGGCCAGGGCGUGGGUGGGCAUGAAGGCCCUCCCCUCCACUGGACAGCACUGCUUCCCAGCUGAGGGACCAGCCCUAUCUCCACCUGGAGUUGCAUGGUCUCAGGCUUGGGGACCCCAGAAAAGGUUCUCCCCAUCUCUAAACCCACAUUCCCUUCUCAUUCCCCUGCCUGCCAACAGGCUGUCUGACCUGCCUUCCCCAACACUUUGCUCCAUAUGGCUAGAGCGUGGCAGCUGGGAGCAGGCCCCUGCCCUUGGUAGGCCCCUAAAGCAAUAGCACCUUAGGCCCCCUGCCCUCUUGGCACAAGAGGCCCAGGUUCUUGCUUGGCCUUUGUGCCCUUUAUUCACUGUCAAUAAAUCUGAUCAGACCAUUA
Molecule: messenger RNA, 2609 nt
Organism: Nycticebus coucang (slow loris)
Lineage: Eukaryota; Metazoa; Chordata; Mammalia; Primates; Lorisidae
Gene: RELL2
Product: RELT like 2
Exons: 7
Coding region: 1287-2198 (303 amino acids)
Biological process (GO): positive regulation of cell-substrate adhesion; positive regulation of p38MAPK cascade
Source: RefSeq, a predicted model, not a curated record